UGGUCUUUGCAUGCCGUUUCGUGCUAGCAGUUGCAAGCGCGCAAUGGACAGCGACGAAGAGGCGGAAGAGAUCGCGUCCGACGAUGGCGACUUUAGCGUCCAAGACCGCGACGACGAUGCGUACAGCGUCGAGUUUGAAGACGACUUUGAAACGCCGUCGCCGCCCAAGGCCAAGGCGAAAGCACCGCCACCGAGAGCCCCGCCUGUCAAAGCGCCACCGCCGCCGAAAAGCGAGACCAGCGAGUACGACAACGACUACGACGAUGACUUUGAGAACGACGACGCCAAGUCGGAAGCCGCCAAGUCGGAUGCCUACGGCGAUGCGUCGUUCGAGAACGACAGCCGCGCGAGCAGCCCGCGGCACCACGUCAACCUCUCCGUGCCGACGCGGCCACCGUCACCAACGCACGCAUCGCCCGACCCUGUGCUCCUUCUCAAGCAGCAAGCCGCGCAGCAGUCGCCCGGAAAGCUCAGAAUCCUCGAGCGCAUCGAUGAGGCGCCUCCUGCCGUGACCAACACGAGUGCCUCCAACAAGUACAUUCGGCAACUCGAAGCGCAGCUGCUCGAUGAGAACGAGGCACUCAAGCACGAGCAUGCCAUGGCGUUGCGUGCGGCGAGUGAGCUCAAGAACGAGCUGCGCUUCACCCAACAGCGGCACCUCGACGAGAAGCGACUGCGCCAGGAGAAAUUCCAGCUCAAGAAGAAGCGGGCCGACGAGCGCCGACUCCAGCACGAGCUCUUGCUCCAGACAACGAAGAAUGCGCUCACCGACCUCGAGCUCAAGUACGUGACGCUCGAGGCGUCGUUCGUGGCCAAGGUGGCCGAGUGCGAAGCCCUCCACGCCAAACUCGAGGUGACGGAGCGCGAUCGACGCACGCUGGAAGAGCGUCAAUUGCAGCUCUCCGAAAUGUACCAGAAUUGCCUCGGUGAUUUGCACAGCGGCAACGCCAAGCUCGAAGCCGCCGUUGACGCCCGGCAGGCGACGCAGCAAAAGUACGAGCAGGCGCUAUUGGACCACCGGGUGGCGAUCCAAGUCGUCGAGCAGCGAUGUGCGAUCCAGCUCCAAUGCAUGCAGGAGACGCUGCAAAAGACCUUGAAUGAACGAGACGUCGAGAAGGUUGCGCUGCCCGAGAACCACCGGCUCAUCGUCGAGGCCCAGCGCGAACGCUUCGAGAAGCUUGAGGCUGCCGUGCUGCAAGAGAAGAAGGACCUCGAAGCCGCGUUUCGGCGCGAGCGCGAGCGAUACGAGAAGAGCUUGGCAAUGGCCAACGAGCUGCGCAUCCAGGCUGAAGAGCGCGCCGAUACGCGCAUCCGAGACGAAGCCAUGAAGAUUUACAGAGAGCGCGACGCGAUCGACGAGCAACGGCGGCAGCUUCUCUCAAGCCUGGCGAUUCAGAAUGCCCGACUCGACGACGAGCGUGGCAAACUCGAGGCCCUUCGCACGCAGCUCGAAGAGAAACGACUCAAGCUCGUCCACGACGAGCUCCACGUCGAAGCGUUGGCCAAGUCCAACAACACCCGACUCCUCGAGCUCACGCGCGACGAAGACGUCAUCAAUCGUCGCAAGCGCGAGCUCCUCGACCUCAGCGCCACAACACUCGAGAAAUCCAAAAACUAUUCGCAAGUCGUGCGAGAGCUGGACGAGAAGAAGGUGCUGCUCGAAGAGCUCAAGAUCAAGUACGACCAGCUCGUGGCCUCGACGAAACAACGCACGACCGACGCCGACCAGAAGAGAGAGGCGCUUGAACGGGAAAAGGCCGCGCUCGACCGGUCGGCCUACCAGCUGCACCAAGACAAGCUCCAGCUCGCAAAGCAGCGCCUCGAAGCGCGCCAAAUGCUCGAUGGAACGCGCAAAUUGGACGGACUUUUGCGGCAACAAGCCGCGUUGAGCUACCAGCCACACGUCAUGUAUGCGAGUCCGCCGCCGCCAGCAUACUACGCACAGCGCCCACAAAUGGCACCGGCACCAUUUUUCAUCCCGCAGCACACGGACAUGCCCAAGCUCGCCCAGUUCCUCGCCACAUGGGACGAGUUCAAUACGCGACCUGGCUUUGAAAAGUCACCUGACGUCGUCUUUGAUGCGAGCAGUAGUAACCAAGCCCUUUGA
Saprolegnia parasitica CBS 223.65 is the source of this 2107-nucleotide messenger RNA. RefSeq lists its product as hypothetical. The record is from RefSeq and is a predicted model, not a curated record. Bases 11 to 2107 code for a protein of 698 amino acids. The transcript has 7 exons. NCBI's taxonomy places the organism in Eukaryota, Oomycota, Saprolegniomycetes, Saprolegniales, Saprolegniaceae.